Ctenocephalides felis (cat flea) is the source of this 660-nucleotide messenger RNA. RefSeq lists its product as uncharacterized. The transcript is spliced from 5 exons. Lineage: Eukaryota; Metazoa; Arthropoda; Insecta; Siphonaptera; Pulicidae. Bases 1 to 660 code for a protein of 219 amino acids. The record is from RefSeq and is a predicted model, not a curated record.
AUGUAUUUAUUAUUAUUUGUUUUCCCAGAAACCGAAAAUGGAUUUGAGGACCAGGGUUUGUGUCUUCAGCACCUUUUUAGGGAGCUGCCUAAGUCUGGCCCUUUUGGUGUCAUCCCUUUCGACCGACAAAUGGGCCGAAGCUACGGCCACCAGGCCAACGCCGGUAAUAAAAUAAUUACUCAAAUGAAAUCCGAAGGUAGAAUAAAUCUCGGUUUAUUCUUCGGCAAAAAAGAAUUAAAUGUCGCCUACGGUUGGAGGACAGAUUAUAUCCAUGCGGUUUGGCCCUUGGUAUAUUUUUUGCAGCUGCAUCAGGAAUUUGUGCAGUCGUCAUCAGUGCAGGAGAAGGGCCAAGAGGCUGAGGAGCCUUUAUGUCACCAACGGAAUCACCUUCUUGGCCAGUGCAUAUCAAUUGGAAGUUGGCUUGCACAAUUCUUCUUGUGUCUGAGGUACAACAUGUUAACACAAGACGAUAAGAAAAAUGCUUGGACGAGCGAUGGACAAGCCCAACUUGGCAGCUCUUUUUGGUUCGUUGUAAUAAGUGCCUUCACAUCUUUACUAAACAUCUGUCUCCUGUUAUGUGUUAGUACGAGAGAAAAAGAAACCGAGAAUAUUCAUUUUACUGGAGACGAGAAAAUAAAUGCUGCUAUUAUGCUAUAUUAA